Messenger RNA from Gambusia affinis (western mosquitofish), 2379 nucleotides. RefSeq lists its product as uncharacterized. The coding region runs from base 1084 to 1761 and encodes 225 amino acids. Lineage: Eukaryota; Metazoa; Chordata; Actinopteri; Cyprinodontiformes; Poeciliidae. The transcript is spliced from 7 exons. The record is from RefSeq and is a predicted model, not a curated record.
AAUGAUUCACGUUCCUGCCCAUUUUCACACCCACUGUAGAGAGGAACUCGCUGCCGAUGGAGACAGAAACCACUUGGCUAGAGCCGAACCAGACAUUAACCAGCUAGAGUAAGACUUGACAAUAGAGAAAUGCUUUUGUAACCUCAUGGUUGAGUGGUUGAAAGGUGAAAAUGCCCUUAAAAAGUUGUUUUGUAGCCCUUUCCAGACUGAUUGACGUCAGCAAAUUAGUUUUUUUUCAUCAGCUAUUAAAUUUCAAAGUGUUGAUUUUGAGAUGUUUUAUUCCGUUUCGUGUUGGCAGACAAGUCUGUUUGGGUUAGUACAUAAUCUAAACUUUUUUGAGUGUUAUAUCAUGAUGUUGCUUUGAUUCUUUCAUGCAUGUUGAGGAAAUCACCUGUGGAAGCCACUCGGAGUGCCUAACAAACUUCCUCCAUAGACCCAGCUGAGUUUCUGCCCCACGGAGCACCCCAUCCCCGCGUCUUCUCUACUCAGUUCCUCCAGACUAGUGGCAGCAUCAAUUGAACGGUUUAAAAUCCAGUUGCUCCUCCUGGCAGCCAGUGCGCAGCUCCCUGAGGUCAUCGAUCUAAUCUGCCUACCUGCCUGCUACAAUCUGAGCUGCCAUCUCAAGCUGAGCCUGAAGGGGACUUCUGUCGGAGAUAUGAAACUCUGAGACCAAACGUGUUGUGUUUCUGAUAGACUUGCCUGCCAGCUUUGGUUUUUUUUUUAAAUCCAAUAAAAGCUAGCUAGAAAAAAAAACACUAUUCUUCCUGCAGGUUAUAAAUGAGUGGCAGAUUUUAAAUGUUAGAAACUUUUCCAGACCAAAUUAUGUUUUAUAAAACCUCUGCUGACUUUCUGUGCUCCUGCUGUGGAAAACAGAGCGUGCUACAGUUUGUUUUUUUUCUCCUUUUGUAGAAGCUUGUGUGAUCAAUCAUCUCAUUGUUUUGUAAAUUUUUUAUAAAGGGAAGUGGAGACUUCUCUUCCUACAGUUUCCAUGUCUCAUACUUCCUCCUGAGUUUGGAGUUGAACAAUAAAUCAGCGUUGUGUAUCACACACAGACGUAACAGGAGGAGAUUCAUCACAUACAACAUGUUUCUUUGCUUUCUUGUUUUUUCCCUGUGUGCAAGCGCAGUGAAAUCCCUGACUUCUAAUUCACCCACAACAACAUCCCACCCGAGGAUCACAAAUUCGACACAAGUACCAGUGGAUUGCCCGCAUCUUGUGGCCACACCAGACUACCCAGUUGCAGCAGGUCUAACAGUCGAGCUGCUCUGUCAAACAACAAUCCCAUCACAAAACAUAACCUGGUCCAGGUCCCAUCUUCAAAAUGAGAGCUGGGAAUAUGUGGGUUCAGGUAAGGUACUGCUCCUCACCGAGCCCAAACAAACUGGGACGUACAGGUGUGAAAUCCGCAAUAAUGGGACUGUGACGUGUAAGAGCCAAAAUCACGCUGUGUACAUCGUCUCCAUAUCAACAGCAGGAGAGAAGUUAGGAGAAGCAGCCUUUGCCUUUACUAUCUUGAUCUUGAUUGGGAUCAUUGCCGGUCUGGGCUGGUUCUGUUGGGAAAGAUCUGGCAACAAACCAAGCUCUUCGAACGCUCCAAAGAAAAAUGUCCCACCGCCACCUGAAGUGAUCCCAAAGAAUUUUCCACAGACGAGUGAUGCUGAUGGGGAUAUCUACAUGAACUAUACAAGCAGUACUCAACCCUACACUGACCUCAACCCCUCCAACCUCACAGGGAAAGACUUUUACUCCACUCUGUCAUAAAUGAUGACGGAGUGGAGUGUGCCGUCAAAUGUGGGUGUGCCAUCAAAUAAUUGUUUGGUUGCUGGUAAUGAUAAUCUCUGCAAUGCUGUCUGAACCUCCGUGUUUUAUGGUUUCAGUUAGAUUUAAUCUACUUUUAUGGUUUCAGUUAGAUUUAAUCUACUUUUUUGACAUUUGCAAUUGACAUUGCCAAAAAAACAAAAAUUAUUUGCAAUCUCAAUGUGGUGAGAACUUUCUGUGGUCUCUGCCCAAGUUGUCAAAAAUGUUUUGGUGAUUUUUUUUCUUUUUAAGCUGUACAGUUAUCUUCAAACUAACUUUCUUUGUUUGACUUUUUUAAGAAACUUCUGAAAUUUAACUCUAAAUAUUACAAAGUAGCACAUUACAAAAAGAUUUCAAAUAAUAAAAAAUAAAAAAAUUGGGUUAAUGUGUUUGGAUGUUAGUUGUUUGUUUUUUUAAGUUCCACUAUCUUUUGGGAUUUGGGCCAAAAAAUCACUACACAAACCUUUAAGUACGACUAUUUCAGGGCUAAGUGGUGCCACAGUGUGUAAUAUUUACAACCAGUACAACUCUGAAAACAAAAAGUUGCUUCUUUCAGAUUUUUUCUGUUCUUGCUUCUUUUUU